Messenger RNA from Colletotrichum chrysophilum, 963 nucleotides. RefSeq lists its product as uncharacterized. Gene Ontology annotation, molecular function: transferase activity, transferring alkyl or aryl (other than methyl) groups. The transcript has a single exon. NCBI's taxonomy places the organism in Eukaryota, Fungi, Ascomycota, Sordariomycetes, Glomerellales, Glomerellaceae. The record is from RefSeq and is a predicted model, not a curated record. Gene Ontology annotation, cellular component: membrane. The coding region runs from base 1 to 963 and encodes 320 amino acids.
AUGAUAUCGACAACCAACCAUCUCAAGUUCUCUUCUCCCCUGACGCUCCCCUUACAACAACUCGACCAUGCCCUCACCACCCUCCGCUACCACACCCACACCCUCUACCUCUUCACCAAAAAUGACAUCAAAACAAUGCUCAUCCCCCUCUCCGCCCUGGGCAUCCUCACAUCCCUCCCCGGGCCUCCUCUAACCUCCCACCCAACAUCCUUCCCAACCAUCCUCUCAAACCUGCCCGCCCUCCUCCUCUGGCUCUGGCUCAACAUCCUCAUCCUCUCCGUCUCCAACCAGCGCGACCCGGCCGGCGUGCUCGAGGACAAGCUCAACAAGCCCUGGCGUCCCAUCCCUGCCGGCCGCACCUCCGCCGCCCAAGCCAGACACCUCCUCCUCGCCGCUGUGCCCCUCACCCUCGCCCUCAGCUUCCGCCUCGGCGUCGGCUCCGAGACGCUGGCCUGCAUCUGCGCGAGCUCCUACUACAACGACCUCGGCGGCGCCGACGAGCACUUCCUCAUCCGCCAGCUCGUCAACGGGCUCGCGUACCCCGUCUACGGCGUCGCGGCGCUCAAGAUCCUCAUCGCAGACGUAGGCAUGGCCGAGAUCCUCCCGGGCGCGUACGCGUGGCUCGGGAUGCUGGGCCUCGUCGUGGGCACGACGAUCCAGGUCCAGGACCUGAAGGACUACGAGGGCGACAAGGCGCGCGGCAGGCACACCUUCCCCGUGAUCCUCGGGGACGCGUUCACGAGGUUCGGCAUCUGCGUGGGCAUCCUGUUCUGGUCGCUCGUUUGUCCUGCGUUUUGGGGCAUCGUGCAGGUCCUCGUGGCCGGGUGGGUGUGGCUUUCCGGGGCCCUUUUGGCGGCGAGGAUAUGGUGCUGCAAAGGGCCAGAGGCGGAUCGGCUGUCUUUUGUGAUGUGGAGUUGGUGGGUGAUGGGGUUGUUUGUGCUCCCCCUGAUGCGAGUGGCGUGA